Salmo salar (Atlantic salmon) is the source of this 3002-nucleotide messenger RNA. The record is from RefSeq and is a predicted model, not a curated record. NCBI's taxonomy places the organism in Eukaryota, Metazoa, Chordata, Actinopteri, Salmoniformes, Salmonidae.
UAGCGGGCUAAUGGGUCUCUCUAGGGACAGAGGGGAGCCAGUGGACCCGGACUCAGUCCAGGUUUUUUUGGGCGGUCGCUGUGUAGUUUUGAGCGGGUGAAUGGUAGCCAUGGAGAUAUCUAGACGGAACAUUUUAAACCCCGAGCGAGGGGAUUUAAACGCCGUUUAUCAACGGCUCACGACAGCAUAGCAACGAUGGAUUUGUUGUCACUGUCGACGAUAGUUAGCUUCUGGUUGUUUUUGUUUUAUCCACUUGGAAAGUCGCUACUCUCAUAACCUGUUAGCUAUUGACCACUUCUUUUUUUUAAAUCGUUUUUUUUUAGCUAUAGUCAGCUAGAUAGAUAUAUUUGUAUUUUCCAAAAUUGAGUACACGUUACAUGUUUGUCCAAUUGUGUAAUUUUAGCUAACUAGCUAGCUACAUUAACUUAGGGUUAACGUUAGCAAACUAGCUUACAACAAAAGUGGCUUAACACUUUGUUUUUGUCUAACUGCAUUGUUUUUCUAUGUCCUCUCACAGAUCAGUUUGAAACACCAGACCAGUCACCUGGUGAAUAUUUGUGUUUCUACAUCUGAAAGGGAGUAUGGAGCAGUGUCUCAGACCAGAUGUCAAUUUCCACAAAGACCAGCAAUAUGGAGCUUGUCAAGACAGUGGAUACCUGGACAGUGGUUACAGCUCUAAAAUUGAGUUCGGAGACGAUUUUAACCUCUCACGGUGUUGUUCUUCAGACGGUUUUCAUGAAACGCCUAAAGAGAACGUUUCACAGAAAUGCGAACCUCUGUCACCCAGCAAGAACAGACAAAAAGAGGGCGUCAGAAGUCCACAGAGAGACAUUCUGAAGAACGGCUGGUGUGAAACUCCUAAAGUAUCCAGGAGAGAGCCGUUGCUGAGACGGCGUCUCCUUAUGUCUAAAUCUGCCACCGAGGGUAAAACUACAGACGAUACAGAAACACCAUGCACUAAAAGGACAGACUCGUCAGCGAAUGGGAGAACUGAACACUGCUCAAAUGUGGUCUUUGACUCACCAGAUGCCUUUACUAUUGGAGCUUUGGCUACAAGCACUUUAAAACCAGAAGAUGUGCUUCUCUCCGGCAGGAAACUGCGCCUCCUCUUCUCUCUUGUAAAAACCUCAACACUUGAAGAUGGUAAAUGCAACAUGACCAACGUCACUCUCUUUGAGAGAAAGGCGUUUGCUACGUCGCUCUCAGAUGCAGACCUGGGAGAGAGCAGUGUCCUCUCAGACCUCUCUACCACUGAUAUGCUGGAAACCCCACACUGUAACAGAAUAACACCCUCGGUGAAAGACAAUUUCCAGACUCCAGUCAACAACAGCGUAGCGGCUGACCUCUCAGACAGCCUGAGUAUCCUGAGCACCCCUACUCCUAAAUACCACUUUGACACCCCCUCCUCCACCCCUACUCAUAAACACUAUGACCGCUCUGUGUCUGAGGACAGCGGCUUCAGCUCCUUGGCUCUGGAUAAAUCCCAGGACUCCACGCUAGACAAUGAUGGUUCCUUCCAGGAGAUGCUGCUGUCGUCAUCAGGUAGCUCCAGGUGCAAGGAGACCCCCAGCAGGCUGGCUGAGAUGAAGAGGAGGUCCAGACUGGAACGCCAGCGUCGCCUCUCCACUCUCCGAGAGGGGGGUUCCCAGUCUGAGGGGGACCGGGACGUGAGGAACCUGGCAGCCCACAGAGCUCAUCGCAGAGAGAAGAACCUGAUAUCCCAGGGACAUCUGGAGCGCGGCAUCUUCAAAGAGGAUGACGACAGUGACGUCUUCCUGGAUGUGACGCCGCCGAAAACAACCACUGCUAAGCUAGAGGACCUGUCCUUCACGCCGGCCCUACAGAUGGUCCAGGCCAUGUCCCAGAGGACAUCCAGGAUGUUGCUGGAGCACACCAGUCUGGAGGAACUGCUGAGGGUCUCUGAGAAGGAGACCUUCAGGACCGACAUGCCCCUGGCUGGGCUGAUCGGCAGGAAGAUGGGCCUGGGGAAGGUAGACAUCUUUACUGAGCUAAAGAAGAAGAAUCUCAGACACAUCCUGGCUAAGAUCCUCAAUCAGCUGUCCUCUGAAGAUGUCUAUAGGGUUGGUCAGGUGUCCCAUAGCUGGAAUGAGAUCAUAGUUCAGAACAAGAUGUCCAGCCGCAGGAGGAGAGACUACCUGAAGGACGUCAAGGCAGCUCUGGAGCUUGGCAGUGCAGUCCACGUCCCUGAUGCAGAGACCAGGUUGACCCUGCUGAGCCGGUCUGUCCUGAAGUCAGUCCAGGCCCAGUCCAGGACCCCCAGUACCAGCAUCCGUGGUACCCCCCAGUCAGGAACGGCCACUUUAACCCCCGUCCAGCACAACUCAGCCAGCAAACAGAACCUGUUCAUACAGGUGAGUCCAGGCCCAGUCCAGGACCCCCAGUACCAGCACAACUCAGCCAGCAAACAGGACCUGUUCAUACAGGUGGCCAAAACCCUCUUCACUGACGAAUGUCUGAAGCCCUGCCCUCGAUGCCGCCACCCUGCUAGGUGUCACUCUGUGAAAAUGGAGGGUGUUUGUAGCAGCGUCGACUGCGGCUUCCAGUUCUGUACCAGCUGCCUUUGUGCCUUCCACGGGUCCAAAGAAUGCGCCAGCCUGUCGGCCAAACGACGCAGCAAGAAGGACGUUCUUCCCGGGAGCGCUCAGAGCAAACGCAAUGUCAGGAGAUUGUGAAUGUGUUUUUUUAUGUGUAGUUGUUUUUGUAAUUAUUUGUACUUCCUGUUCCCUUUUUUAAAAAAUUUGUUUAGCUUGGAUGUGUUUUUAAUUAUGGGUCGGAGAGGAGCACUGCCAGUAGAAUCGAUCAGAGAUGAAAUGGUUACUGAAUGCUGGGCUCCUCCCGAGCUAAUUCAUUGACGUACAAGAAUGUUGUCUCUUCUCUUCCCAACUGAAUUUUCAUGGGUUUUAUAUGAAUGUUUCUGUAUACUACUGUAUAUUGUCUACAUUUACACACAUUUAUUUUAAUAAAGUUGUACUUUUUACAUA